Messenger RNA from Cariama cristata (Red-legged seriema), 1418 nucleotides. Its product is annotated as TBC1 domain family member 15-like. The record is from RefSeq and is a predicted model, not a curated record. Lineage: Eukaryota; Metazoa; Chordata; Aves; Cariamiformes; Cariamidae. Bases 40 to 447 code for a protein of 135 amino acids. The transcript has 3 exons.
AUAAGCAUUUCAAAAGUGGGUUUUGUAUUUUAACAGGUCAUGUGGACAGAAUUGCCUUGCCAGAAUUUUCAUCUUCUCCUUUGUUGUGCUAUCUUAGAAUCUGAAAAACAGCAAAUAAUGGACAAGCACUAUGGCUUUAAUGAAAUAUUAAAGCAUAUCAAUGAACUGUCUAUGAAAAUUGAUGUGGAAUAUAUACUUUGCAAAGCAGAAGCAAUUUCUAUGCAGAUGAUGAAUUGCAAGGAAUUGCCUCAAGCGGUUAGUGAGAUCCUGGGCAUAGAAAGCAGUUCUGUAACACCAGAUUCAGAUACUGGAGAGGAUGAAAGUGGAGCUGUGAUGAGUUGUCCGACAUCAUUAUAUCAGAGUAUCUCACCACCUGUAAUUGCUGGCAAUGGAACAGGAGACAGCACUCAACAGAUGUCUGAGACACAGAGCCUGACACCUGCGUAAUUACAGUUGGUUAAAUUGAAGAAGGACUUUUACUGAGCACGUUUUUUUUUCGAGCACUUGAGAGAUGGAUAUUUAAAUUUGGUAUUGAUUAAGCUUUAAGGUUGGAAAGAAAAUCUGUACUGUAAUGCUCUUGCAUUAAAGCUUUACAACAUGACUCAACUAUUUUUGUAGUUUCUUCUACCAAAAUAGCCUUUUGUUUUCAAUAACAUUCCUUAAUAUUUUUGUAGCCAAGUGCAUUUUCUUUUUGCUGGUGAACUGGAAGUGGAUGGUGAUUAAGAAUGAAUCUGAAACUUCUGCAUUUGCUGAGCUUUCACACAUAUUGAUCUAAGACAGUGUGAGCUCUUUGAUUUGAGCAGAUUCACAACAGGCCAGCUGAAGCUGCUGUACAAAAUUUUCAAGCUGAAGAGAUGCUGAUGUGUUAAAGAAGGAUCAUUUUGUAAAUGAAUGGGUUUUCCCUAUCUCAAAUGUUUACAAAAAUACUUCUAAGUAUUUGUUGCUGGUUGAAUGUAGAUUUGAAAUGGACAUUUAUACUUACACAGUUUAAUGUCCAAAUUCUGAAUUUUGUGUAAUUGGGAGUGGAUGAACAGUAUAUUUUUACAUUAACAUAUCUUCACUUUAUAUAUGCAUAUAUAUAUUUACACACAUGCACACACUAUAUACACAAAUGUUUGUGAAUACUAAAAAGGAUAGUCAUAUUUUCAAUAUCUGAAUAAACUUGACUGUUCAUUCAUAUGAAUCAGUUUGACCAAAUUAAUGCACAGCUCCAACUUGGGCUUUUUUUCAAAACUUUUCUAACUGAAGGUAACGUCCAUGUGAAUACAUUCAGUCCUACACUUGACGUAAUUUUGCAAUUGAUUUCUUGCAAAUUUUACUGAUGUUUAUCUUUGCUAAUAUAUUAACUGAUCAGUUAACUACGUACACUGUUUUUAUGGUGAGAUUAUUUGCAGAAUUAAUAACAGGUUAUUAAAAAA